Molecule: messenger RNA, 951 nt
Organism: Camellia sinensis
Lineage: Eukaryota; Viridiplantae; Streptophyta; Magnoliopsida; Ericales; Theaceae
Source: RefSeq, a predicted model, not a curated record
AUGGUAGAUAAGGGCACACAAGAUGUGAUCAUCGUUGGAGCUGGUGUAGCUGGUUCUGCUCUAGCUCACACUCUUGGAAAGGAUGGACUCCAAGUGCAUCUGAUAGAAAGAAACCUUUCAGAGCCUAACAGGAUUGCUGGUGAACUGCUACAGCCAGGAGGUUAUCAUAAACUGAUUGAAUUAGGGCUUCAGGGUAAGCAGGCAAACUCAACAAACAAUCCUAUUGUUGAUAGGCGAAGCUCAAAUCUGCUUAAUGUGUUAGAUGAUGAAGAUGAUGUUGUUGUUGUUGUCAAUGAUGUUGAUGUUGUAGUUGAUGAGUUCUUUGUAAAAAUGGAGCAAGGUACAGUAACAUCCCUGAUUGAAGAGAGAGGGACAAUUAAAGGAGUGGAAUACAAGACCCAGACUGGUCAGCUAUUUAGAUCAUAUGCUCCCCUCACUAUUGUCUGUGAUGGUUGUUUCUCAAAUCUCCGACGCUUUCUUUGCAAACCAAAGGUGGAUAUGAUCUCUUAUUUUAUUGGCUUGAUUAUGGAGUGUGAGCUUCCGUACCCAAACCAUGCAAAUCUUGUUCUGGAUGGCCCUACAAUCAUGUGGUUUUAUCCUAUCAGUAGUACUGAGGUUCGUUGCUUGAUUGAUUUUCCAACUCCAGGAACACUACCUUCCAUUUCCAAUGGUGAAAUGGCUCCCUACUUGAAAACCGUGGUGGCUCCCCAGAUUCCACCAGAACUGUACAAUGCCUUCAUUUUAUCUGUUGACAAAGGAGAGAUAAGAACAAUGCCAAUUAAUUUGAUGCCGGCAACACCAUAUCUCAUUCCAGGUGCCGUGUUCCUGGGUGACGCAUUGAACAUGCGCCAUGCAGGAACUGGAUCUGAAAUGAUGGUGGCUCUUCACGAUAUCGUUCUCUUUCGGAAUCUUCUUAGGCCUCUACAAAAGCAGUUGACUGAUACUGCUUAG